Molecule: messenger RNA, 426 nt
Organism: Capronia epimyces CBS 606.96
Lineage: Eukaryota; Fungi; Ascomycota; Eurotiomycetes; Chaetothyriales; Herpotrichiellaceae
Exons: 1
Coding region: 1-426 (141 amino acids)
Source: RefSeq, a predicted model, not a curated record
AUGGAUUUCCUUCUCGGAGACUUCUGCCUCUCCUGCGAUCGCCAGACUAACGGGACAGCUUUCUGUUCCUCAGCAUGUCGUCUCACACAACUGGAUAACAACUUCAACAUGGCCGAGUCGAGUACAUCAUCUUCCUCGUUAUCGGGUUACACCACUACUACCAGCUCUGUCCCACAACGAUCGCCCUUGUCCCUCACCCCAACCGGGCUCUACCUUCCUCCCGCCUACGACUUUUCUCUCCACCGAACUUCUUCUUCCAACUCUCUAUCAAUGUCUCUAAGUUCCAGGCCCCACAGCCCCAAGAUAUCAGAGCAGGCUCAGAACGAUCUCAAGGACUAUGUCGGAUCGUUUGACCAAACCAGAGCUCUGCGACGCCGAGUCUCUAUGCAAGGCAGAGAUGAAUUCAAAGCUUCUGUCAAGUCUUGA